GGAAAGAAGGACGAGGGGUUUAGUGCCUUGGCGCGAGCCCGACAACUCGAAAGUCUGGAAUUCCAACCAACAGAUCAGUGCCGGCGUUCGUGCGACGCGGGUCUCGAGUUACAUAAGUUUUCAUUGUUUAUGUGCGCGAGAGUUGAAGACGGUGGAGAUCUUUUCUUCUUUACCGUAUCAUCGGAGUAGGUGGUUUUGGAGGGUGUGAUAAAAAUUGACUAUGAAAAUUAAAUGGAAAAAUAGUAAUUGAUUAAUUACAAUGCGAUUAGUGAAGACUGUGGUGAUAAGUGGGAGAUUAUUGUGACGUAUAGAUUAACUUUUGAAAGAACUGUGUCACUAGUGAAUUAAUAACCGUUGUUACUUGAUUCAGUUUGUGUACAAACGCUGAGCUGGGAUUGAUCACGAUAAUGUAAUCGGUCGAUCAAUCCAGCUUUCUAUUUUAGUUUGUUAUAUUUAUUUUAACUCAUUAAAUUUUAUAUUUAUUGUUAAAGUCAAUUCGGCUUAUCCGCCAACCGCGCAAUCGCAAGAAAAUUACGCCGGGUGUUGAAAAACACGCGGAGUUGAGAAUGAUGCCGUCCUCGUUGGCUGGAAACAUCCCCCGAUUAAACGCGGCGUCAUUGUUCGGGACUUUUAUUAAAAAGAAUCAUUCGGUCAUAUGAUCAAUGUAGAACGUGAAUUUCUUGUAUUUUUAGUUUGAUUUUUAUUUUAUUUCUUGAUUUAUUGGCGCGGGAAUAUCGCCAAACAGUCAACUGUGACUUGUGAUAUAUAUUAUUAAUGUGCUCCAAAAUAUAAACAAUAACGUGCUCCGUUUCUAAGAUCUAAAGAGCGCCGGUUGGCGCGUUUAAAAUUGAUAUAUUAAUUUGGAAAACUGUUUACAUUAUAAAAGACAGAAAGUGAGAAAGUACAACGUGUGUGUCAAUUUGUGGAUAAUAUUUAUGGUUUAAUAACAUAAAUUAUUAUUUAAAAUCGCGGUGUAUAUGCGAUUCAAUAAAGUUCGAUCAGACAAUAUGAGUGAAAUGACGAGUGUUGAACAGCAACAGCAGCAGCAAUACGGCGGUGGAGGAUCCAAUCCUGAGCAUCAUUGCAAAGAUUGUGGAUUAUAUUUUGAGAGCGGCAAAAGUCUUGAAGUACACCUGCGGUAUCAUCAAGAAAACCUGCUGAGUCAGUGGGCCAGUCAAGCCCAGCAGGAGGAGAGUAACAAUAACAAUAGUAAAGCUGGUAACCACAAUAGUCACGUGGGUCAAAAACGCGAAAGUGUGACCGCACCUGCAGAUUCAAGUGAAUCUUUAUCACAAACGCCGUCUCUGAGUCCAUCAACAUCUCAACAGCAGCAGCAGCAACAGCAGCAGCAAUCACAACAACAGCAACCGGCACAACCACCCGUGUCAUCCCAACAGCAGCCACCACCCGGCGCGCAAGGUUACAAUCACUUUCAAACACCGAUGUUCAGUGAAACGAGCUACUUCAUGCAUAACGAGCAAGCUUACCUGCUGCCACAUCAUUAUUCACCCACCCACGAUGAUACUACAAACAACGGUGGCAGUAAUUAUGCUGCAAGGUAUCAUCCUUACCAACAUCAACAGCAUUUCUCAAAUGAACGAGCCAACUCUGUGAGUUCGACGAGUCCAAGAAGUCCUUUGCAAUGUGAUAAAUGUGGAGGAGUGUUUGAUGAUGCAAAUCAGCUUUCUGAACAUGUUAGAGCUAAUCAUCCUACGUCACCAAAUACAUAUCCAGCACAAUAUCAACAACUUGGUGGUAGUCCACAGCAUUCUCAACAACAACAACAGCCACCGCAACCCCCACAUCAAGUGCAUACUUCACCUCCUCAUAAUAAUCCACCAUCUCAGCCACCUUCUCAGCAACAAAAUUUUGAUUAUAAUACAACUGGUGCCAUCAUUAAACAAGAAACAAAGCAAGAGCAAGAAGAACAAGCUGAAAUUCUUGAUCUUGAUUCUCACAAAGUGCAAACUCACAGAUAUGAAGAUGAAAUAGUAAGGAUUCAUCAGCAUCAUCAAGACAUGCACAUGCAACUUCAUCAACAACAGCAGCAAGCUAUUCAACAGCAGAGGAAUGCAUCUCAUUCGGUGAGUUCUAUGUUAGGCUGGCCUCCAGCACAACCUCAUGAUUAUCAUCCCGGAAUGUCACCUAUGGGUCCUAUGGGCAAUGUAUCACCAAUACCAGAACAAACUCCAUUCAUGCGUGGUCAACACAUACCUGUAGAAUCACCUCGACAUUCUGGAUCUCCAAUAAUUACGAGUACUCAGCCUAUACCCGGUCAUCCAAUGCCAACGAGCAUACUUCAACAGCCAACGAAGCCACCAUUAAUAUCAAAUCAAUCGUGGAAGAGUAACGAAGCGCGGAGACCAAAGACCUACAACUGUACUGCAUGCAACAAGUGGUUCACUAGCUCAGGCCAUUUAAAGCGGCAUUACAACACAACGUUACAUAAAAACGCUGUGAAACAAAGUAAUCAACCAGAUCCAGCGAAUAUGCCAAUUAGUGCUCAUCAUCACCCGGGUCGAGAUGCUAAUAAUAUAACGCAUUCUACUCGAGGAGGAGGAACUGCUGGGGGAACAGGGAGUGCAUCAAGAUCUCCAGAACUAUCUUCUUCAGGGAGUCCCCCAAACUUGAUGGCAGGUCCCUCGGGAGAGGCAGCGAGGGGCCUGCUCAACACGCCUACCAAUCUAUACACCACCAACAACCAUCAUUCCAACAGCAACAGCAGCGACUCUUCGGUAACAGUGUGCCUCCAACAUCAACAACAACACCCGGCAUCCCAACAGCCGGUACCUACAACGGUGCACAUGGGUCAAUCAAUGGUGAACAUCAAUUCUCCGGUCCAAUCUCCAAUGGGGGGCCACCACCAUCAUCAACAAGGUUCCCCAUCGUCCCAGUUGGCACAACACCACCUAUCAAUGGGUUCGCCGUCACCAAUAUCGGUCCACCAUCCCAUGACUUCACCCAUGUCACCCAUGCAUCCGCCUCCACCACACCAGCAUCUGAGUUCGCCUUCUCAAAUGGCGUCCCAUCACAUGAAUUCGCCGUCACCCAUGAUGCCGGGGAUGCCGCCAAUGGCUUCGCCUCCAAUGGGGGGUACUUCAAUGCCUCAUCAGCCGUACCCAAACGCCUUGCCCCCCCACGUUACAACUACUACCAGCCUGGGCCUGCUGGGCUCUAUCACCAACCAGCUAACUAUUAUUGGUGAACACAAAAGUGAACAUCAUCAGCAGACUCAGGAAAUGUUACCCGGUUUUGGGACAUUCAGCAACCAUCAGAGAUCCUUACCGAGCUUUGCUCAGUUCGGUAUAACCGAGUUUUUAGUAGGCCACAAUCAACCUCAGGCUGUUAACGUGGGGGGGCUAAGCCCAGAGGAAGGAAUUCCUCAAGACAGAAAUUACAACGUUGACGAAAGUUAUACUUCAUUUAGUCCAUCUUCAAGAUAUGAAUCCUUGGCAAACAUCAAUAGUCAAGAACUUCAUCAUACAGAAACUACUAAUGGAAUCAUUAAACAAUAUGAAAUUAUUCAACGUCAUUCAUUCCUAAGAGAUAAUCGUCAACCAGAGACAAACAAUAACUUACCUCAUCAUCAAGGUAAAGAAGAGAUUAAUCCUAAUGUUGGCAAGAACGAUAAUAAUGAUGGAACUGGAAAGAAAUCGCCUCUUACUACCAAGGAACAUCAAGUGACCAGUACCGGUUCACAUUACAUCUCACAAGAUGGUUUUCACAAGUGCAUCAAGUGUAACAAAGUAUUUAAUAAAGCUUGCUACUUGACCCAACACAAUAAAAGCUUCCACUCUGGUGACAAGCCGUUCAAAUGCAAUCAGUGCGGCAAGCGGUUUCCCCUUGAGUACCUGCACGCCGAGCACCUGCAAAAGCACGCAGGCGACAAGCCAUACAAAUGCGAGAUCUGUCCAAAGCAGUUCAACCACAAGACAGACCUUAGACGGCACAUGUGCCUCCACACCGGCGAAAAGCCUUACGCCUGUGAUACUUGCGGAAAGGGUUUUAUCAGAAAGGACCACAUGAUGAAACACCUCGAUACGCACAAAAAGAAGUCCAAUAACCAGAAUCUUCACCUAAGGGCAUAAUAAAGGAUCAUCAAGAUGUCGAUGUACUCACCCGCUUCGUCGACUUGGAGAUCAUCAUUCCCAUAGGUAACAAUUAGUCUCUUACAACA
Molecule: messenger RNA, 4177 nt
Organism: Chelonus insularis
Lineage: Eukaryota; Metazoa; Arthropoda; Insecta; Hymenoptera; Braconidae
Product: cell wall integrity transcriptional regulator CAS5-like
Exons: 1
Coding region: 978-4088 (1036 amino acids)
Biological process (GO): regulation of transcription by RNA polymerase II
Cellular component (GO): nucleus
Molecular function (GO): DNA-binding transcription factor activity, RNA polymerase II-specific
Source: RefSeq, a predicted model, not a curated record